Messenger RNA from Hyla sarda, 1415 nucleotides. Its product is annotated as transmembrane protein 272-like. Lineage: Eukaryota; Metazoa; Chordata; Amphibia; Anura; Hylidae. The record is from RefSeq and is a predicted model, not a curated record. Bases 31 to 555 code for a protein of 174 amino acids. The transcript has 7 exons.
AAACGACUGACAACCAAAAGAGUUGCCGUGAUGGGGGAAAUGACAGCCACCUCAGAAGGAAGUCGUGAUACAUCUCGUUUUUCCCCAAAAAUAAAAUGGUCGAAGCUAUUCACUGUGUUGCUCUGGACCGUGCUCAGCAUUGCCAUGAUUAUCGUAGGAUCCAUGCAUGUUGACAACUGUCCAGUAGAGCCAAAAAUCCCAAUCUACCUGAUAGUGGCUGGAGUAUUUCACUUACUGGCAUUCCUACUUAUCCCACUGAAGAUGGUUGCUGAAAAGGUGGCAUAUUCCAUAGAGAGUGUGCUGGGUCUUUUCUCCUUUUGCUGGUUUAUUGCAGGAAGUGUCUGGGUGUUUAGAAUCUACCAGGAUAAUCCAAGACGCUGUAAUGAUCUUGUUUACAAAGUUGCAUUUGGAAUCCUGAUCUUUGAGUAUAUCUUCUUGGCUUUAGUAGUUGCUGUUGUCUGCUUACUCACAUGCUGCGCUGGUCUCCUGGCUACAUCUGAUAUAGAAACUCCCAGCAGAAUCCGUUCCCCAGAAGAUGAAGAAGCUCUGAAAUAAAAUAUGUCCUGACAUUUGGAUGACUUAAUAACAAUAGAGUAUAUGGGGAUGAAUAUAGGUUCCUAGUCCAGGGGCUUCUUCUCUCAUGAUCUUGAUAUUCUCAUGAUAUAUACUUACAAGGUGAUGUCUGUUGUUUCUGAAGGAAAGAUCUAUUAAAGUAUUGGAAUAUCAUGCUGUCACUUUAAUUAAACAUUAUAUAAAGGUAGUGUAAAAUAGAAAGUUCCUUAAAAGAAAGUAUUUUACUGUAAAUGAAGAUUAGGAAACAAACGCAAACAUUUGCUUUUUUUCUAUGGGCAAGUCUAAGUGUUAGUUAUCAUACAUGACUGCGAUAUGCAAUAUAUAUUUUUUAACGCUUUACUUCAACAGUAAAUAAAAACAUACGUAUUACCUUUCUGACGAGACAACAGCUUUAAAGAUGUGUCUGCUGUCAUACCACAAGUUUUGAUUCCCAUGAUAUAACACUACAUUGUAGGUACUUGUACUAUAAUGUGUGGGGUAUGAUACCUGUUACCAAACUAAACUUUUGAUAUAUUGUUCUUAUGUAAUUAUAAGACACUUUGCUAUUUACUUGCUGUUAAAAUUCUCAUCCUUUAUAUCUUUUUAAGUGAUUGAAAAAACGGCCAACAUUUUUUUUAAAGGGAUACUCCACUGGAAAACAUUUUUUUAAAUCAAAUGAUGCCAGAAAGUUAAACAGAUCUGUAAAUUAAUUCUAUUAAAAAAUCUUAAUCCUUCCAGUACUAAUCAGCUGCUGUAUACUACAGAGGACACUCUUUUCUUUUUGAACUUCCUCUCUGUCUGACCACAAGUGCUCUCUGCUGACACCUCUGUCCAUGUCAGGAACUGUUCAGAGCAGGAUAGGU